UGCGCCCCGGCCUCCGCCGCGUCGGGAUGAGCCGCGCUUCCCCAUGGAGACCAAACGGGCCGAGAUCCCCAGCAGCGUCCUGGACGACCUAUGCAGCCGAUUUAUUUUGCACAUUCCAAGUGAAGAGAGAGACAAUGCAAUCAGAGUGUGUUUUCAGAUUGAACUUGCCCAUUGGUUUUAUUUGGAUUUCUACAUGCAAAACACACCAGGAUUACCUCAGUGUGGGAUAAGAGACUUUGCUAAAGCUGUCUUCAAUCACUGCCCCUUUUUACUGCCUCAAGGUGAAGAUGUACAAAAGGUUUUAGAUGAGUGGAAAGAAUACAAAAUGGGAGUGCCAACCUAUGGUGCAAUUAUCCUUGAUGAGACACUUGAAAAUGUUCUUUUGGUUCAGGGCUAUUUAGCAAAAUCUGGUUGGGGAUUUCCAAAAGGGAAAGUAAAUAAAGAAGAGGCACCUCAUGAUUGUGCUGCUAGAGAGGUGUUUGAAGAAACUGGGUUUGACAUAAAAGAUUAUAUCUGCAAAGAGGACUACAUUGAGCUGCGAAUCAAUGAUCAGUUAGCACGGCUGUAUAUCAUUCCUGGAGUUCCCAAGAACACGAAAUUCAACCCCAAAACUAGAAGGGAAAUUCGGAAUAUUGAGUGGUUUUCCAUCGACAAAUUACCAUGCCACAGAAAUGACAUGACCCCAAAGUCCAAGCUGGGUUUGGCACCUAACAAAUUUUUUAUGGCAAUUCCCUUCAUCAGGCCGUUGAGGGAAUGGAUUUCCCGAAGGAAUGGAGACUCCUCAGACAGUGACAAUGCUUUUUCAUCUGCAGGGAGCACACCCUCUAAGUCCAACUUGGAAAAAGCUAGAUCCAAACUUCGCUGUAAUCAGCAGGUGUUUACAGAUGGCUUUUCAGGAGAGCACUUGGUGAAGCCAAAACAGCCACAGAAGCCAUAUAAUCAUCCUGAGGUGUCUGAAGUUUUGAAAAUAAAGCAGAGUCAGAGCCUGAGGAACAAUGGCAGAAAGCAAAAUCAAGACACUUCCAGCCAAAAGAAGCGAGCAAAUGGACUACAUAGUCAACCAGUUAAGCAAAACCAUACCUUGAAAUGUGAAAAAAAGCUUAAUCCAAGAAGACUUCAAGAUAACUUUGAAACAGAAGCAGCAUUUGAGAUGUGUUGCUCCAGCGAAGACGCACUGACAGAACAUGUAGAUGGACAUUCUAUGGCAUGCAAUGGCCAUUACAAAUUUGCUUUUUCAUCAAGAGCUUUCUUGAGUUUCAAGUUUGACCAUGAUGCCAUAAUGAAAAGUUUUGACCUCUGACAGCAAACUUAUUAGUAAUAAGAAUCAGACUUGCCUGUUGCAAUUGAGGGGGUUUCUUAUCCAGCCUUACUCUUUCUCAGGAGUUUUUUAUUUUGUUCUGUUUGUUUGUUUUUAAAUGCAAUGCAGGGACUGACUGCUGUUUUGGAAGGGUUUGUUCUCUUUGCAGUAUGGGAGUGGCAUAGUCAAGUGUUGCACUUUAAAUGCAGUCUAGCCUUUGUCCACAAAAGUACCUUUCCAAUGUUCAGUUCACUAGUUCCUAGCUGUGCAUUAGAGGGCAUUCUUUUUACUUG
This is a messenger RNA of Vidua chalybeata, 1590 nucleotides long. RefSeq names its product decapping mRNA 2 (gene DCP2). The coding region runs from base 44 to 1300 and encodes 418 amino acids. Gene Ontology annotation, molecular function: 5'-(N(7)-methylguanosine 5'-triphospho)-[mRNA] hydrolase activity; manganese ion binding; RNA binding. Gene Ontology annotation, biological process: deadenylation-dependent decapping of nuclear-transcribed mRNA; nuclear-transcribed mRNA catabolic process, nonsense-mediated decay. The transcript is spliced from 11 exons. Gene Ontology annotation, cellular component: cytoplasm; P-body. NCBI's taxonomy places the organism in Eukaryota, Metazoa, Chordata, Aves, Passeriformes, Viduidae. The record is from RefSeq and is a predicted model, not a curated record.